Messenger RNA from Artibeus jamaicensis (Jamaican fruit-eating bat), 5597 nucleotides. Its product is annotated as 40S ribosomal protein S27-like. Gene Ontology annotation, molecular function: structural constituent of ribosome; RNA binding. The coding region runs from base 2172 to 2324 and encodes 50 amino acids. The transcript has a single exon. Gene Ontology annotation, cellular component: ribosome; cytosolic small ribosomal subunit. The record is from RefSeq and is a predicted model, not a curated record. Gene Ontology annotation, biological process: ribosomal small subunit assembly; translation. NCBI's taxonomy places the organism in Eukaryota, Metazoa, Chordata, Mammalia, Chiroptera, Phyllostomidae.
CUCGAUCCUUUGUUUCGCAGGCCCGCACUCAAUCCACUGAGCUACUCCAGCCAGGGCGAUACAUCCACAUUUGAGAGGAACAUCUAUCAGUUUACUCUCGAAUGCCCACUACUGGGACAUGGGUCACAGUCCAUGCAUGUACCCUGACUGGGAAUCAAACCAGUGACCUUUCAGUUCAUAUGCUAGCAUUCAAUCCACUGAGACACAGCAACCAGGGCCAAAAAUAAUUGUUUUUGCAGAUGAAAUUCUCCCUGAAUUUUCUGAGAUAAGAUGUAUUUUUAACUUCUGUGAGUAUUAACUACCUGGACAUAGUAGUUUUGUACAAAAUUCACAUUUUUUGUAAAGGAAUGGCUGUGAUAUUGCCAUCCGUGAAGGUUUGGAAAGUGGGCAUGUGAACAUGAGAAACACAUUUUGGAUUCUUAUAUUUCUUCACCUGGCAAGGAAAUGAUCAUUUUAUCUGUAAAUGUUGUGAUGGUUUCUGCAUGGGGACUGGGGAUUAUUUCUGUAAAAGAGUUAUGGAUUGAGAAUUUCUUUUUAAAAAAGAUAUUACCUAUUUAUUUAUAGACAGAGGGGAAGAAAGGCAGAAAGAGAGGAAGAGAAACAUCAAUGUGUGGUUGCCUCUCAUCCACCCACCACCAGGGAUCUGGCCCGCAACCCAGGCGUGUGCCCUGACUAGGAAUUGAACUGUCAACCCUUUGGUUUGCAGGCAGGUGCUCAAUUCAUUGAGGCCCACCAGCCACAGUGGAUUCGUAAUUUCUAAAUAAAGGUAAUGGUGUUGAGGAAUGGGGUUAUACAAGAGUGUUACUAAAAUAGCUAUAUGGGAAAAUGAUCUAUGAAGCCCUAAGACAGGUAAGUCCCAAAGGGUAGUACAUAAAGGACACUUAGUUCUAAGAAUGACAACUAACUUGAGCUAUGGCUCUGCUGGAAAUGUGGCUGAAUAUCUUCUUUCUACAAAGUGUGGGUCUUUUUGACUCCUGAAAAUGAAGAAAAAUGGUGAGGUGAGAAAGAUAUAAUGAAGUGUGCGCCGAGAAAUUUAGAAGAGUUAAAGGGAAGCCAUGACAUCAUGUUUCGUUUCGUCGGUAAUCAUUUAUUAAUUAUGUCACCUAUUUCAGAUGCUUCACUUAGGUCUCAGGGAAGCUUUGGCUGAUGUAGUUUGAUUCCAUGGCCAGGUUGCAGGACAAAUUGAGUAAAAUACCUUGAUCCAGUAGGGCUAAUAGGCCUUCCGAAUCACUGUCAGGUUUUUGCCUUUUGUUAAAGAAGAGGUAAGACCUAACUCUGGACAGCAAUGUCCCAGGAAUACAGGAAGUAGACGCAGCUCCUCAGUGUGGAUAGAGUGCAUUGAUGGCCACUAUAAUGCACUAGAUGUCCACCAGAUUUCAAAUGACAGGGUUAUCUGUUGAAUGCGUGGAUGAUACUCUUAAAGCUCCACCGGGGCUUGCCACUCUUCUGAGAAUGAUCUCAAGGCUUUAUCGGCAUAUUCUAGGGCCACUCAUUACUUGAUAUCCUGUGGCUCUGACACUUCCAAGCUGAGCAACUUCUUUAACUGAGCAGAAUCCAUUUCUGUUUUUCAUACCAGCCCCUAAGAAUUUCAGAGUCAUUGUUUCUGUUAUGUUUGGUCCCUUUUGUGCCUCACUCUAAAUUGUCUCUGGACUUAUGGUCAAGAUGGCAGCAUAAGUAGAUACGGCUUAACUCUUCACACAGUGACAUCCAAAUUACAACCAAAAUAUAGGACAACCAUCACUCAGAACCAUCAGAUACUGAGCUAAAUGGAAGUCUGGGAACGAGGGAAUUAAGGAAACCACAUCCCUCCAAACUGGUAGUAGGGGAACGAUGAGAAAUGGGCUGGACCGCCACCCACAUGUAGUAGAUAAAAAUUCCAGAGACUUAUCUUAGGAGCUGGGAGUCCAGCCCCACAGCAGGACCCCAUCCAGGGUCCCAGGGCCAGAAGGAUAAGUCCCCAUAACUUUUGUUUGCAAAAACUAGUGGGGAUUCUCUUAGUGCAAGAAAAUUGAGCCUCAAGCAGUUCAAGACCCCAGACACAGCUUUCUGGCCAUAACGACCUCCUCACAACAGCAUUCCUCUCACAAAGGAUCACUUUCAUCCCUCUUUAGAAGAGGAGGAGAGGAAACAGAAGAAAUGUCCAGUGCGGAGCCCCAAUUCCUACUUCAAGGAUGAAAUGCCAAGGAUGCUAUGAAAUGACCACUGCCUUUAUCCAUGCACAAAUGGUAGUUUUGUGUGUUGGCUGCUCCACAAUCCUCUGUCAGCCUACAAGAGGAAAAGCAAGGCUCACAGAAGGAUGCUCCUUUAGAAGGAAGCAGCACUAAAAGUACCCUGAAUCAAGGUGAGUGGGGAACCAUUCCUCUAAACACAUUUUUGAUUAAAAAAACAAAAAGAUCCCACACACAGACUCACCUACUUAGACUCAUUCUCUCUGCUGCAGCACUGGCAUAGCAGCUUGAAAGGCACCAUUGAUAUACAGGGGGACCCUGAAGUGUCUGGCGUUAAGGUCAGUGAGGUAAUGGUCCCUUUUCUAAACCCUCCCCCCACACCCUAGAGCAGGCAAGGUGGUGCCAUAUCUGAGAUUCUUGGUCAACAUGUCUAACAAUUUUUGACCUGCCUUAGCAAGUCCUAGAGACUCCGCCCCACCCACCUUGUGGGCCUUCCUAUACUACUUUUCCACAUGAAUGUCUGGUCUUGUCUUGUGCUUCAUGACUCCCUGAAUCCUAUCAAACAAACAACACCUGGCCACAGUGAGCCCUAGGCCUGGCACUAGCAGAAGCCUACCUAGAUCCACAGCAUGGCUUUCCCUGGCAAUCUCCAAGCCCAGCACAAGUCGUAGCCAUCUUGGAUUGCUUUAUAUCUCUGGAAGGGUGGCUGAGGGCAAAAGACAGGUGGGAGCUGACCUUGGCCUGAACCACCUGGGGAGUCCCAGGGACAGAGCACCCAUUGGACAGCUACAGACCACAUCGGUGCACCACUACCCUGUGCCUGCAUAGCUGAUCAUCCACAUAUGGCAGAAGUUGGUAGUCAGUAGUCACAGCCAAUCCUUGCUUCUCACUGGCCUGGGUAAAUCCCUCCUAUUGAUCUGCCAACAGCAAUGAUGCCUGACCUACAAGAGGAGUGUAUGCUCAGCCCACAUGAAGGGUUCACUUCAAGUACCCAGCUUUGGUGAUCGGGGAAUUUGUGCCUCUGGACUCUACAGGACACCUACUACAUUAGGCUACACUACCAAAGUUAAAGCAGCUCUACCUAAUACAUAGAGACAAACACAGGGAGGCUGCCAAAACAAGGAGACAAAGAAACAUUGCCCAAAUAAAAGAACAGAUCAAACCUCCAGAAACAGCUAAAUGAAAUGGAGAUUAGUAAUCAAUCAAAUGCUGACUUCAAAACUAUUUGGAUGCUCUAAAAACUUAAUGAGGAUCUCAGCAGCAUUAAAAGGAUCUAGUCAGCAAUGAAGGAUAAAGUAAUUGAGAUGACAAAUUUACAGGGAAACAACGGUUGAGGUGAUAAAGCUGAGAACUAAAUCAAUAUGGAAGAGAAGGAACAAAACCAACCAAUCAGAAUAACAAGAGGAGCCCUGGCUGGUGUAGCUCAGUGGAUUGAGCACGGGCCUGCGAACCAGAUAAUCGCGGUUCGAUUCCCAGUCAGGGCACAUACCCGGGUUGCAGGCCGGUUCCCUGCAGGCCAGUUCCCAGCAGGGGAUGCAUGAAAGGCAACCAUACAUUGAUGUUUCUCUCCCUCUCUCCUUCCCUUCCCCUCUAAAGAUAAAACAACAACAAAAAAAAAAAGAACAAGAGGAAAAGAAUCCAAAGAAAAUGAAGGUACUAUAAGCAGUCUCUGGGAAAACUUAAGCAGAUCCACCAUUCACAUCACAGGGGUGUCAGAAGGAAAAGAGAAAAAACAAGAAGUUGGAAAUCUAUUUUUAAAAAUAGUGAAAGAACCCCCCCCCCCGCCAAUUUCAUGAAGUAAAUACACAUGCAAUUCCAGGAAGCACAGAGUCUCAAACAACAUGGAUGAAAAGAUGCCCAUUUCAAGAUACAUCAUAAUCAAGACUUCCACCAAGAUGGAGGCAUAGGUGGAGACGCCGUGCUUCCUCACACAACGAAGUUUAGAGACAACUAAAUAUUAGCAACAGAAAACACAGCCAGAACACAGAAAAUUGAACUUUUCGGAAGUCUGAUAACAACAAAUUCUUCAGCCUGACCGGUAAGAGGGGCGAAACCAGCAGCUGGAGGAGCGGGGUAGCACCGGAAAACUCGGUCAGACGGACUCAGGCGCGCAGAAUCCAGGCGCAGGGUUGGACCUGGUGGGCAACUCAGCAAGCGACCUUGGGGAAACAGCGAGGGAGCAGGGCUGUGGGUUGACUGUGGUGGCGCAUUCGUGUGUGGAUAGACAAGCGAGGGAGUGGGCGAUUGGAUGAGAGCCAGCAGCCCCAUUGGCUAGCGGCAGCAGAGGGCGCCGCCAUUUCCCGGCUCUGAGCACGCCCCCACAUAUGGCGUCACAACCCAGCGACCUGGGAGUCCAAGGCUCCUCGUACUUAAUGAGCGCGAACAGACCAAAAAUGGCUCAAGAAGAUCUCAAAGCCCCAGAGCCGAUAAAUCUAAGCGAUGAAGAAAUAGCAAAACUCUCAGACGCACAGUUUAAAACACUGGUUGAUUAUAGCCACAAAUUAGACAAACAUAUGAAGGUGAAACUAAUUGAAAUGAAUGGAAUUGCACAGGAAACCAAUAGAGAUAAAAGGAAACUGGGACUCAAAUCAAUGGAGUGGACCAGAAGAAAGCAAAUAAUGGCCAAACAGAAAAGAGCGAAGAAGCAAGAAUUCAAAAAAAAAAAAAAUGAGAGUCUUAGGAACCUCCAGGACAUCUUUAAACGCUCCAACAUUUGAAUUAUAGGGGUACCAGAAGGGGGAAGGAACAGCCACCAAUGGAAAACUUAUUUGAACAAAUAAUAAAGGAGAAUUUCCCCAAUCUGGCAAAGGAAAUAGACUUCCAGGAAGCUCAGAGAGUCCCAGAGAAGUUGGACCCAAGAAGAAACACACCAAGGCACAUCAUCAUUACAUUAGCAAGAUUAAAAUGAAGGAGAGAAUCCUAGAAGCAGCAAGAGAUAAGGGGACAGUCACCUACAAAGGAGUCCCCAUCAGAAUGUCAGCUGAUUUCUCAAAAGAGACCUUACAGACAAGAAGGGGCUGGAAAGAGGUAUUCCAAGUCAUGAAAUCCAAAGACCUACAACCAAGAUUGCUCUAUCCAGCAAAACUUUCAUUUAGAAUGGAAGGACAGAUAAAGUGCUUCUCAGAUAAGAUCAAAUUCAAGGAGUUCAUCAUCACCAAGCCCUUAUUAUAUGAAAUGUUAAAGGGACUUACCUAAGAAAAAGAAGUUAAAAAAACAUGAACAGUGAAAGGGCAGCAAACUCACAGUUAUUAACAACCACACCUAAAACAAAAGCAAACUAAAAGGACAGCUAGAUCAGGAGUGGAAACAUAGAAAUGAAGAUCUCAAGGAGGGUUAGCAACAAAGGAGUGGGAGGAGAAGGGGGGAGAAGGUACAGAAAAUAAGUAGCAUAGACAGUUGAUAGAAAAUAGAUGGGGGGGGCAAGAAUAG